AUGCUUAUUCAGUGCUUUAAUUUAAAACCUUUGAGGAAUAUUUAUCGUCACGUGAAUCCAAUUCAUCACAUCUUACCUUCUCAACAGGUUCUUCUAAAUUCAGUAUCUAAACGGAAUAUUUUCGCUGUUACCGGUAUUCAACCAAGUGGUAAACCUCACCUCGGAAAUUAUCUUGGAGUUAUAAAACCGUGUGUUACGUAUUGUCGUGAUAGUGAUGUGUCACAGUUCUUUAUGCUGAUCGCAGAUUUACAUUCUCUUACAUCAAACAAUUGUAAUGACCUGAAGCAUGGUAUUCAUGAACUUGUGGCUACUUUGCUCGCAUGUGGAUUUGAAGCAAAUUCUUCAAAGCAAAUUAUAUUCCUUCAAUCUUCUGUGCCUGGACAUACUGAACUAGCAUGGAUCUUAUCAUCAGUUUGCUCGAUCCUGAGGUUAGCUCAUUUGCCUCAAUGGAGAGAAAAAUGUGGAUAUUUUAACUUAGUGUCUGAUGUAUCUACUAACAAUACUUUAUCAAUGAAUAAUAUCCAUGAUAAUGCUUCCGUUGGUUUAUUUACCUAUCCUACUUUACAAGCUGCUGAUAUACUUCUUUAUGGAGCACAUUCAGUUCCUAUUGGAGCUGAUCAAAUAACUCAUAUUGAAUUAGCACGUGAUCUAGUUCGAUCAGCUGUACAUAAAUGGCCGUCAUUAUCAUCUAUUUUACAUAUACCUAAUAGUGUCAUUUUUGAUGCACCUAAAAUAAACAACCUAACAAAUCCAAUUAAAAAAAUGAGUAAAUCUGAUACAUCAGAAUUAGGUAUAAUCUAUCUAACUGAUACACCAGAUAAUAUUUAUAAAAAAAUUAGACGUGCUGAAACAGAUUCUAUCCGUAAAAUUACUUAUGAUAUUGAAAACCGUCCUGGAGUAUCAAAUUUAUUAAGAAUUCUAUCUGCUAUCCAGGGUCGUAAAAUUGAAGAAAUUCUAUCUACAGUACCUAAUGAUUGGAGUAAAGAAGAUUUGAAAUCCAAAGUGUCAGAUGCACUUAUUGAAGAAUUUGAUCCAAUUCAAAAACGAAUAAAUGAUCUUAUGAAUACAGAAGAAGGCCAAUCUACUAUAGUUAACUGUUUAUCACAUGGUUCAAGGCGAGCUAACCAGUUGGCUACAAAACGUUUAGAGCUAAUUUACUCUGCUAUUGGUUGUAAGAUACCAGAUUGUAAAAAUUAUUCUUCAUCAUAUAACUAA
This is a messenger RNA of Schistosoma curassoni, 1215 nucleotides long. Lineage: Eukaryota; Metazoa; Platyhelminthes; Trematoda; Strigeidida; Schistosomatidae. The record is from the annotation of a GenBank genome assembly.